This is a messenger RNA of Dreissena polymorpha, 4775 nucleotides long. Its product is annotated as trichohyalin-like. The coding region runs from base 132 to 3800 and encodes 1222 amino acids. The transcript has 19 exons. Gene Ontology annotation, molecular function: zinc ion binding; nucleic acid binding. Gene Ontology annotation, cellular component: nucleus. Lineage: Eukaryota; Metazoa; Mollusca; Bivalvia; Myida; Dreissenidae. The record is from RefSeq and is a predicted model, not a curated record.
GGAAAACUUGUAAAAAAUAUUUUCGUUUGAAUCGAUUUCUAGAAUUUGGAAGGCUCGCAAUGAAAUAAUUACCACGAGCAAGGGGCUCAAGUUUUGCACUCUACAAAGAUAUAAUUUGAUCAAUUACUAGGAUGAUGCGCAACAGGCCCGGCCCUGGUGGAGGAUUGCUUGGAGAUGGUCCAAGGAUGGGUGCAAUGCCAGCUGCACCAGCAUUCCAAGGGGGCAGAGGUAAUCCUGGGCUGUUGGGUCAAGCACCUCCAGUUGUGCGAACUCCACAGUCCAACCAACAGCGGGGCCUACUGGGCACACCGCCAGCCAGCCAGGCUUAUCAGCCGCAAGGGAGACCAGCUGGGCGGAGUGGCAUGGGGGCUCAAUUGCCACAGAGACCGUAUGUCCCCCCUCCGCAAGCUCGAGAAGUGGUGGAGGACCAAGGGUACUUCGGGGAACAACUUGUGGAGGAGGCAUAUGUGGAGCAGGAAGGGAUGUAUGAAGACCCCUACGUUGAGCCUGCACAGUAUGCUGAAGGUGAGGGAUAUCUGGAGGAGGAAUAUGUGGAGCCGUAUCAGGAGCAUGCCCAGGCUGACGUGGAAGAGUACUAUGAGGAAGAGGCUGACAGGGCUGAUCUGAUGGAGUAUGCGGCCGGUCAGAUAGCCGAGGACUAUCAUAAUGAACAGCUGAUAGAGGAAGAGCAGUAUGUGGAGGAGGGGUACGGGGUGGAGUAUGAACAGCAGCAUGUAGUCCAUGAGCAGCCCUUGCAUCAUCCAGCUAGGGGUGUGGACAGGGGGUUGCUGGACGGUCCUAUACGUGAACAAGUUAGGGGCCCAGACAGGGGAUUACUUGAGGAUCCUAUGCGUCAACGUGCCAGGGGGGGAUUACUUGAAGACCCUCCAAUGGUAGACUAUGAGCCGUACAAUCGUCAGGAUCAGAAGCAGUUUGGCGGCCAGCGACCAGGUGCCAGACCUCAGAAUGCCCAGUAUGAAAAGCAGCUCCCACACCAUCCCCCGCCACGCCCACCAGCGCAUAUGGAGCAGAGGCUACCAAUUCAUCCACACAGGGAUGCCAGAAAUGAUGCCAAUCAACGUAGACAAGGUCUUUUGGAGAGUCCAAAAGCUCCACCGCCGCGUCGCGGGGACGGGCUGUUGGACCCUCCAGAUAUGAGGCCCCUGGGUAGGGAACUGACAGCCGGGAAGGGGCUUCUAGACCCACCCUCCAUGCAGCCCCCAGUGAUGCCAGAACCCCUGAGGCAGAGUCGUUGGUCACAGGACAACUUACAGCAAAGGCCCAGGUCCAAUGAGCGUAACCAAGCCAGGCAAAAUGAGCGAAAUCAAACCGGGCAAAAUGACAGAAAUAAAGGCAGACAAAAUCAGCUUAGGCAAGACAGGCCAAGUGAGCGAAAUCAAGGCAGGCAGAAUGAACGUGUGGGUAGGAACAUGGGAAGAACAGCUGAACAAGAGGACCCGAGACAGAACGACUUAAUGAGUCUGGCUGAGAUUCAGAUGAAGAUGCUGGAGCAGGAGAAAGCCCGCAGCAUGGAGCUCGAGCAGGCAGAGCGGAUGUUUCAGCAGCAGCAGGUGAUGAUGAUAGCUCAGCAGCAGUUGGAGCAGCAGCAGUUCCUUCAGCAGCAACAGGAGCAGCAACUACUGCAGCAGCAACAGGAGGCUCAGAGUAUCAUGGCUAUGAGUGGUACAUUUCCUGGUGGAAGUAUCCCAUCAAUAUUUGAUGUCUCGACCGGCAGGAACCAGAGUCAGCUAGGCAAGAGGCCUGGGGCUGAUGGCAGGCGGGGCGAUAACAAACGGCUUAGGACACAGUCUGCAGAAAACAAUGAUAGAAACAAAACAUCAGCCAUGCGUCCCAGAGGUCCUGCUGGCAAGCAGCAACAAUUGAAAAACUCGCCGCGAGAUCGUAAAAAUCGACCUUCCAGGUUUUCUUCCCCGACCAGCCGAGACCGAGACCGAAGAGACUCAGGCAGCAAUAGAGGGAAGGGAUCAUCAGGCCCACGGGGUCGCAGCGAGCGCGGGGAACGCAGAAGUCGCGAACGUUUGUCACUGGAUUCAAAACCCAAAUCAGACAGUGGCAAGAAGUCCACUGAGCGCAAGACCGCAAACAAGGAAGGGGUGAAGUCCAAGGAGGGUGAGAAGAAGCCAGUGGUCAAGGAGAAUAAGGAAGAGUACGAUCCUGCCAACCCUACUGGAGAUAUCCCUGAAGAGCUGAUUGUAAAGAAGCCAGCCUCUUUGAAUGCAGAUAAGACCGUAAUCACCAUAGAAACCAGUGAGCAGACAGAGCAGGCUGACAGCCAGGUGAAUAAAGACGUUGCCCAGGACGAUGGCCAGGAGAUAAGUCUCAAAGUGACUGUCAAUAAGAAGGGACGCUCUGUCAAUGACAAGGAAAAGCAGACAGAGAAGAGAAAGCUGAUCAAGUGCAAUGUGUGCAACAUUGACUGUUGGGAUGAAGAAAGCUUCGCACGUCACAUGAACGGUCAGAAGCAUCGUCAGAAGAUGACCAUGGUGAUGAUGAACACAACACACCAGGUUGACCUCGUGUUGUCACGGAAACAGGCAGAGGAGCACCUGCGACAGAUCGAGGGGAGCAAGCUACGGUCGCCCCCUGCCAAGCCUGCAGCAGCAGAGAAAAGCAUCAAGACUCAAGAGAGUCACUGCAAGACGUGUAACAAGAAGUACACUGGGCCAUACACAGACCACAAGGAGAUGCCAGAUCACAAGGCAAGAGAGAUGCGCGCCAGGGCUGGUUGCAAGGUGUGUAAUGUGACCUCCUUCAGUACCUUCAUAGACUUCACAAAGCACCUAGAGAGCUCCUGGCAUAGGAAGAAAGUAAAGAAGGAAGACUGGCCUGAGUGCAAACUGUGCAAACAGACAUUUAAGUCUCCUAGAAAAUUUGUACGCCAUUGUAAAACGCAACACCAUCAGGAGAACAAGAGGAAGCAGCGUGACGAGGGCAAGGACCACGACGACCUUGGUGACCUUGUUACCCUGGAUAUCGUGGGGUUUGAGGAUGAUCUGAACGACUCCAUGAGGAGUACUGAGAGCAAGAAAUCAGACAAGAAGGAAGAGAGCUCUGCCAAGACUGCAGAUAAAACUGAGGACAAAGAGGAAGUGAAAGAGUCGUCAGCUGUUCGUGAAAGGUCAGAUUCUUCAAAGGACGGGGAUCUACAGAUUCCCGGGGAAUAUGACCCUAAUGUGGCGUGUGGUCAGACAUACGUGGUACCAGUGAUAGGGUUCUUCUGCAAGCUGUGUCACAAGUUUUACAACAAUGAGAACGCAGCCAAGGUGGCCCACUGUCAGUCUCGGCCACACUUCGACAAGUUCAAGAAGAUUAUGGCAGCUAAGAUAGCCAAACUGAAAUCAAAACCUGUACCUGUGGACACUAAAGAGGAUGCAAAAGACAAUGGACCAAUUGAGACAACUGAAGACAAGCCUGCAAAUCACAUCAGCAACGAGGAAAAGGAUGUAACUAUGCCGGAAACAAAUGGCGAUACUGCUGCUGAGGUGCCCAAACAGGCUGAUCAAGUGGACAGCAAUAAAUCUGUCGAGCCAGCAAAUGAAGAGGAGUCAGGGGAAGUAAGUCUUGAUAGCACACAGGAAAUGGAUGCCAUGGAAGUAGACACUGGGCCCAGCAACGCAGCAGACGACACUCUAGAGGAGAGUGAUUCAGGAGGGGAUAUAACCAUUAAGGAGGAACAUCAAGAGGAGGAGGAGGAGGUAGUUGUUACCAAGGUGACUGUGCCCCGAGCCAGGAGAGGGGGCGCCACACCUAGGGCUAGAAGGGGCCGAAGGGGACACUGAAUGGACUCUUGUCAUAACUUGAAUCGGGUUCCUCAUGUUGGCUUUUGUUUUCUUGUUGACAAGUUCGAAAAUUGCAAGCCCAACUGGCUGGUAACUUUAAUAUGUGAAAUUUGAAGACUGAUAUACCAAUGUAUCGACAAUUAUGUGUCAUUGGAAUAUUUUUUACAUGUUUUCUAAUUGCAAGUUUUUUGUUUUUUAGAUGAUUGUCCAAUUUGUUUUAUUUAAAUUUUAUUGAGAGCUAAUGCAAUAAUACAUGGGUGAAAGUUUUCAGUAUUAAUACUGAUUUCAGUAUUUUGCAUAAUUUUUGUCCUUAAUGAACUAUAGUCAAAACUGUUAUGUCAUCAUUAUUCGACCAGAUUUCAGUAUUUUUAAAAGUCUGCACUUUCACCCAUGCUGAAUAAACAACAAUUUGUUGAUGCAUAAAUCAAUUGUUUAGUUUUUUCAAGAAAUGUUUUAUGUCUUUUGUGUUUCCGAAGAAAAUAUGUUUUACACCCAGUUAUGAAUCUUUAUAUAAAGGCCCUUCAAAUUCUUUUGGAUUUUCAAUAUUCAGCCCUUCUGUUUAAACACAACUUUUUUAGGUUGAUAUGAACAAAAUUGUAUAUUGGGUUUUAUUGAGAUCAAUUUCUUAUAUGUGUAAAUUAAAAUUUAAUUUCUUCAAAAGCUUAUUUUUGUCCCCUACUGGUUUCACCGGAGGGGACUUAUGGUUUGUGCUUUGUGUGUCUGUGAGUCUGUCUGUCACACUUUUCUGGAUCCUGCGAUAAUUUUAAAAGUUCUUAAUAUUUUUUCAUGAAACUUGCAACAUAGAUAGAUGGCAAUAUGGACAUUAAAUUGUGGUUGCUAUGGCAACCUGAAAAUGGUGGAAUAUCUGACAAUCGUGGAGCCGGUAGGGGACCAUAUUGCUUGACAAUAGCCUUGUCUUUCAUAUUUGCUUGAUAUAAACAUGUGAAAUAAUUUUAAAUAAAACUUGUCUGUUGU